Falco peregrinus (peregrine falcon) is the source of this 3392-nucleotide messenger RNA. RefSeq names its product chimerin 1 (gene CHN1). The transcript has 13 exons. Lineage: Eukaryota; Metazoa; Chordata; Aves; Falconiformes; Falconidae. Gene Ontology annotation, molecular function: ephrin receptor binding; GTPase activator activity. The record is from RefSeq and is a predicted model, not a curated record. Gene Ontology annotation, biological process: ephrin receptor signaling pathway; regulation of small GTPase mediated signal transduction; positive regulation of GTPase activity. The coding region runs from base 1195 to 2640 and encodes 481 amino acids.
AGAUUUAAAGAUAUUAAAAACUCUCUCACACAAUCUCUCCCUUUUGUUCUCUACAAAAACAUUAGGCUGAAUUCAGAGUAUGAAAACCCAUGUGCCGCCAACUACAUAAACCACCCAUUUUUCAGACAGACCUUUAUGUUUUAGCUGCCUUGUUAAAAGAAAACAUAUUUUAUGUACUCUGUGACCCUGAGUUGCAUUCCCACAACUGGAACCAUUAAUUGCAGUGGCUGUAGAUGCAGCCUCCACACAUGCCCUUGCUCUUUCAGACUGUCCUAUGGCAAAAACCUUGACGCUUGCCUCCCAGAGCACACCCGCUGUGGGAGCCACCACAGGACCCCAGGCAAGGGCGGGACAGGCUGUAUGAUGUUCAUCAAAGCACCUGCACAAUCUGCCUGCCCUGGCUGACAUCUCUGAAGCCUCUGCUGAAGUUUGUGGAUUUGCGCAGCUGCAAUGGAUUAAAUUUGAGUAAAUAAUUUGUGUGAAAUGUGCUCAGGCUGGAUUUGAAUUCUCAGCACACACAGCUUGCAACUGAGAGACGAAGUAAUACUUGAAAGUAAGAAACUACUGUUUCACUAAAUGAGAAAGGUCUGGUUGCCUUGCGCAUCCUGGAGAAGGUCUGCCGUGCACUAGUUAACGUCUGUUUUAAAUAUCUGGUUUCAGGUUAAAAAUGCAAACUAUAAAGGCACGAUGCUGACUUUCCAAUUAAAUGCUUUUUGAUCUAAAUGUACAGUCCUGGACAGCAAAAAUGCCGGCAGCCGGGCUGGCUGACAUUUCUCGCACCAGAACAUCUUGAGAAUUCCACAGUUUUGCUCUCUUCACGCUCGCUGGCGUUUUAGCGGAAAUUUUCAUCUUGCUUUAAAAACGCCGAUGUUUCUCACAAGACCGUUGGUUCUUCCCGCGCAGCAGGUAGGCACAGCCCCGCCGAGGCUGAGGAGGCGCAGGCCGGCCCUGCUGGGCCCUCCCCAGGCACAGCCCGCUCGGCGCCGGGGCAGCCCGGUACCCUGGGGCCGCUUUCCCCGCAGGGUCUCCUCAGCGGAGGGCAGUCGUGCGGGACGGCCCCGGCGGGUGACCGAGGGACGAACCGUGUGAGGGAGGGGACCAGGGCCGCGGCCGAGGGGGCGCCGCCGGCCGCCCCGCCUGAGGGGACGGCGCUUCCCUUUGUGCCCCGGCGGGCGGCGGGCCGGCCGCGUUGCCAUGGGAACCGUCCCGGCGGCUGCGGCGGGAGGAAGGCGGGUCGUGUGGCGGCGCAAGAUGGCUCCCCGAGGCGGCGGGCCGCAGCAUACUGAUGAAUACAGACCACCUGUUUGGAAAUCUUACUUGUAUCAAUUGCAACAGGAAGCUCCCCAUCCUAGAAGGAUAACCUGCACUCGUGAGGUAGAGAACAGACCCAAAUAUUAUGGAAGAGAAUUCCAUGGGAUGAUCUCAAGGGAGGAAGCUGACCAAUUAUUAAGCGUUGCAGAGGGAAGCUACCUCAUUCGUGAAAGCCAACGGCAACCUGGAACCUACACUUUGGCAUUAAGAUUUGGAAGUCAAACCAGAAACUUCAGACUCUACUACGAUGGAAAGCACUUUGUUGGGGAGAAACGUUUUGAGUCCAUCCAUGACCUGGUGACAGAUGGAUUGAUUACUCUUUAUAUUGAAACGAAGGCAGCUGAAUACAUUGCCAAGAUGACAAUAAAUCCAAUUUAUGAACACAUAGGAUAUACAACUUUAAACAGAGAGCCAGCACACAAAAAACAUAUGCCAGCCCUGAGAGAUGAACAUGAUGGCAAAGAGUCUACAGGACAGGAUGAGGUAGCAGAAAAGAGGUUGACAUCGCUUGUCAGAAGAGCAACGCUGAAAGAAAAUGAACACAUUCCAAAAUACGAGAAGAUUCAUAACUUCAAGGUGCACACGUUCAGGGGCCCGCACUGGUGUGAAUACUGCGCCAACUUUAUGUGGGGCCUGAUUGCUCAGGGAGUAAAAUGUGCAGAUUGUGGUUUAAAUGUGCACAAGCAAUGUUCCAAGAUGGUCCCAAAUGACUGCAAGCCAGACCUGAAGCAUGUCAAAAAAGUGUACAGCUGUGACCUUACAACGCUAGUAAAAGCACACUUCACUAAGAGACCAAUGGUAGUAGAUAUGUGCAUUAGGGAAAUUGAAUCUAGAGGUCUUAAUUCUGAAGGACUAUACAGAGUAUCAGGAUUUAGUGAUCUUAUUGAAGAUGUCAAAAUGGCAUUUGACAGAGAUGGGGAAAAAGCUGAUAUUUCUGUGAAUAUGUAUGAAGAUAUCAAUAUUAUCACUGGUGCACUUAAACUGUACUUCAGGGAUUUGCCAAUUCCACUCAUCACGUAUGAUGCCUACCCAAAGUUUAUGGAGUCUGCAAAAACCACUGAUCCGGAUGAACAGCUGGAAAUUCUCCAUGAGGCGUUGAAACUGCUGCCACCUGCGCACUGUGAAACCUUGCGGUAUCUCAUGGCACAUCUGAAGAGAGUAACGCUCCAUGAAAAGGAAAAUCUGAUGAGUGCAGAGAAUCUGGGCAUAGUUUUCGGACCAACUCUUAUGAGAGCACCAGAGCUGGAUGCAAUGGCUGCGUUGAAUGACAUCCGUUAUCAGAGACUUGUGGUGGAGAUGCUUAUAAAAAAUGAAGACAUUUUAUUUUGAAUAUUUUGGGGGUUUUGUAAUAAAAAAGGAAGCAACCAUGUUCUAUGGAUGAAGGAAUAUUUUAAAGUAAUUUAAUGGUUCUUGUUGCUGAAUUCCAUAUUUGCUAGAGCUUUCAAUGUAUUCAGGAUAAAAAUGAAGGAACUCUUUGUCAUUUCUGUAGUGCCAUUCAGCUGAUGUUGAAAAAGGUUAACACAUACUUUCCAGUACUAGUAAUCCUGGGUGUUUAUCAUGUUAAAAUAAAAGACAAAAAGCCUAAAGCUAUUGCAUGAUUUGCUCCCUGUUCUCCCUGUUCUGGUGAGACUCAUUCCAUGAAGAAAACAACUGAACUGGUGCAGCAUCUUUGUUCUGGAUAGUUUGUGAUUGUAAUUCAGCAUGUUUCUCUGUGUAAACCUGUUGUGAAUUUGCUUUUAUGUUCUAUGUAAUUGGUUUCUGAUACUAAAAAGAAGGCUGACGUGAAAUGGAGCCUCUGGCAGUUUACUGACAUUUCAUAUCAUUCUCUGCCACUUUUGGGGCCGAUUUCUUCUUGGGUUUCUUUCAGUUUUUUCAUCAUAUAGUAAUUUGUUUUUAACAGAAACAAAAUGUGUACUUUAAACGUUACUUUAAGUAAUUCUCCAUGAUGUUUAUGGUGGUUGCAGUGAAAUCUGCAAUGCUGAACAGUGUUCCUUUAUUAUUAUUGCUAUUUUGAUUGUAAUUUUGUAUUUUUAUCUGGCAUGCAUACAUUAAUUUAUUAAAUUUUGCUUUUAGAACUCUAA